UUGAUGAUAGAACAGACAGGUAAAUAUAGUGUAAAAAGCUUGGUGAUCAUUGUUUCAUAUGACUAUAUAUAUUUGCAUUUAUUAUUGUUUUAUGGCUUAAUGAGGUAACUUUAUGCUUCAUCCUUUAAAUGGGGUUUUGAAUAUUUCUUCUGUUUCUUUUUUUGUUUUUUUUUUGUUUUUUUGUUUCCUUAUGGGGUUACUUUGGUUGUUCUAAAUUAAUGCUUCUGGAUGAAGUAUUCACUAAACUAUUCUAAGUUUGAUUUCGGGAGCAUCUCUGUAAUUGAUUCUUUCAAUUGUCUCUGAUAUUGAUUUGGAUGAAUCCGUGACUCUGAUUCUGUUUGCCUAAUAAAAUUUUUAGGAGCCAAUAAGAGUUUUAUGUGUUGGUAAUGUUCAGAUGAAUAAUGAUAGCAUGGAUUUAUAUGCGUCCCACUCUGAUUCAAUGAUUCUCAUCAGAUGAUGAUGAUAUCUCUUUUUUAUGUUGUGUUGGAGGGUGAAGCAGACUUUAGUCGUCAGACCAUGUUCUAUGGUUCUAAAAUGGGGAGUAAAUGGGUUUUUCUUCUUGCUUCAUGAUAUUAAUUGAUAAUUUAUUAGACAGUUAAUCAAAUGGGGGGAGUGUGUUCAAGGAAGAGAGGCCAACAGGUUGUUGAAGAUGGAAUGCGUAGAGGGGUUUCUGGAAGGUAUGGGAAAAGUGGUAGUUCAAAGUGGCUUGUAUCCUCCUUUUCACGGCCCAUGGUAGUUCACCAGCCUGGAGUGGCCGUUUGUCCAUCUCUCAUGGAAUUAUGCAUCAAUAAAAUAUGCGAAGACAUUGACCAGUAUAGUUCAUUUGCAAUGCUGCCAAAAGAUAUAAGUCAACAGAUUUUCAACAAGUUGGUUUUAUCCCAUCUUCUGACUGAUGUUUUUCUUCAAAAGUUUCGCGAUUGUGCUCUUGAGGAUGUUUGGUUGGGUGAGUGUCCUGGGGUGCAGGAUAGUUGGAUGGAUAUCAUCUCUUCACAAGGGACAUCAUUACUUUCUGUUGAUCUUUCUGGCUCUGAUGUGACAGAUACUGGUUUGGGUCUUCUAAAAGAGUGCUCAAGCCUCCAAACCUUAACUUUUAACCAUUGUGAAAACAUUUCAGAAAUUGGGCUGAAGCAUAUCAGUGGCCUAAUGAACUUGACGUCUUUGAGUUUUAAAAAGAGCGAUGCAAUUACUGCUGAAGGAAUGCGUGCCUUUUCCAGCUUAGUUUACUUGGAAAAGUUGGACCUGGAAAGGUGCUCUGGAAUUCACGGAGGAUUUGUGCAUCUUAAAGGUUUAUCUAAACUUGAGUCUCUUAAUAUCAGAUGCUGUAAAUGCAUUACAGACUUGGACUUGAAGGCUAUUUCAGGUAAUUUUGACAAUUUUGUUAGGCUAAUUGAAGACUGCUGCUUUUAUACAUCAGGGUUUAAUAAUCUGAAGGAGUUGCAAAUAUCGAACAGUAACAUUACAGAUUUUGGACUGUCUUAUUUGAGAGGUUUGCGCAAGCUUAUCAUGUUGAACCUGGAGGGAUGUAAUGUUACCGCUGCAUGCUUGGAUUCCAUCUCAGCUCUUGUCGCUUUGGCAUACCUAAAUCUUGGAAGAUGUGGCCUAACUGAUGAUGGAUGUGACAAGUUUUCUGGACUUAAGAAUUUGAAGGUAUUGAGCCUGGCAUUUAACAAUAUAACAGAUGCAUGUUUAGCUCACCUAAAAGGAUUAACAAAGUUGGAGAGCCUGAAUUUAGAUUCAUGUAAAAUUGGCGAUGAAGGCCUUGCUAAUUUGACAGGCCUUUCACUCCUUAAAAGUCUAGAGUUGUCUGAUACUGAAGUUGGAAGUAAUGGGCUUCGACACCUCUCUGGAUUGACUCAUCUGGAGACCCUGAAUCUAUCAUUCACUUCAGUGACUGAUAGUGGUCUAAAAAGGUUAUCUGGAUUGACCACUCUCAAGUCACUUAAUCUGGAUUGUCGCCAAAUUACAGAUGCUGGGCUGUUGGCUCUGACAAGUUUGACUGGACUGAUGCAUCUGGAUCUUUUUGGGGCUAGGAUUUCAGACAUUGGAACAAAUUAUUUACAAUGCUUCAAGAAUCUCCAAUCCCUUGAAAUAUGUGGAGGGGGUUUAACUGAUGCUGGGGUCAAAAAUAUCAAAGAUCUUGCCUCUUUAACACUAUUGAACCUUUCACAAAACUGCAACCUGACAAACAAAUCCUUGGAAUUGAUUUCAGGACUGACUGGGUUGGUGUCACUAAAUGUUUCAAAUUCUCACAUAAGCAACGACGGUUUGCCGUAUUUAGAGCCUCUGAAGAAUUUACGCUCGCUCUCUUUGGAGUCCUGCAGGGUAACUGCCUCUGAAAUCAAGAAGCUUCAAUCAACUACCCUUCCCAAUCUUGUCAGCUUUCGACCAGAAUAAUGCUCUGGGGGGAACUGUUAACAUAUGCUGUAAAUAGUUGCUAUCAUCAACUGGAGGUAGCUCUCUCUACAAUUUAAUGAGUGUAUUUAAGCGUGAUAUGCUCAGGUAAAUGUGCAAAUUAUGUGGACAAUCAAUGUAAGGGGAUUGUAAAUAUGCUUGGCUGCUGAAUUUGGCAAUUUCCUCUUCUUGUUUGAAGAAACAAAUAAAAAAAAACAUACGUACAUUGACCUUCUAUGUUUAUUCAAACUGUUUUCUGCACAUUGCCUCCCAAGU
Durio zibethinus is the source of this 2667-nucleotide messenger RNA. The record is from RefSeq and is a predicted model, not a curated record. NCBI's taxonomy places the organism in Eukaryota, Viridiplantae, Streptophyta, Magnoliopsida, Malvales, Malvaceae.